AUGGGUUAUUGCGCACACAGCCGGCUGAACUACAGCGGCGACUCCAACUCCGACCCAAGUGUCCGGGUGUCCAGUUCUGUGAUGUUGGACUGGAGGUUAUCAUGUCUUCUUCUGCAUGCAGCUGUUCUGCUGCUGCUCAGCAAGGGGGAGAAGAUGUGCCCCGCGAGUUGUCGCUGCGAAGGGAAGAUUGUUUAUUGCGAGUCUGGCGUCUUCCAAGGCAUCCCAGAAAACAUCACCACAGGAUGCCAAGGUCUGUCUCUGCGCUAUAACAGCCUGCUGGUUCUGUUGCCGUACCAGUUCGCUCACCUCAAUCAGCUUAUCUGGCUUUAUUUGGACCACAAUGCCAUCAGCGAUAUCGACGCGUUAGCCUUGCAUGGUGUGCGAAGGCUCAAAGAACUCAUCCUUAGCUCCAACAAAAUAACUCACCUGCACAAUAACACGUUCAGCGCAAUACCGAACCUGCGAAAUCUGGACCUGUCCUAUAACCAGCUGCAGUCUCUGCAGCCAGGGCAUUUUUAUGGUCUGCGCAAACUACAACACCUCCACCUUCAGUCUAAUGGCCUGAAGCAGAUCAUCAUUCGUACUUUUCUUGAAUGCCGCAGCCUGGAGUUUUUGGACUUGGGUUACAACCGCUUGCGGAGCCUCACCCGCACAACGUUCUUAGGGCUGUUCAAGUUGAAAGAACUUCAUUUAGAGCACAAUCAAUUCUCCAGGAUUAAUUUCUUCAUUUUCCCGCGCCUCACCAACCUGCAGGCUCUUUACUUGCAAUGGAACCGCAUACGAUCCAUCAAUCAAGGCAUGCCUUGGACCUGGCACAAACUCCUGAAAUUGGACUUGUCAGGGAAUGAAAUCCAAAUGUUGGACCCGGCGGUUUUCCAGUGUAUGCCGAACUUAGAGAUGCUGAACCUUGAAUCAAACAAGCUCAGUAGCGUGCCUUUGAAGGCCGUGGCAGCGUGGACCUCGCUAACGACCGUCAGCCUGGCAGGUAACGCCUGGGACUGCAGCCCCAGCAUCUGCCCUCUCAUCGGAUGGCUCAAAAACGUGAAAGACUCGAAAGACAUCAGUAUGAUAUGCAGCAGCCCCAAGUCUGUGCAGGGCGAAAGAGUCGUGGACGUGGUGGAGAAUCAUUCAACGUGUGCGGACGUGGCUCGUGUUUUUUCCACCCCUUCACUCAUCCUUCUGACUUCCACCCCAAUUGUGAACAUCACAACUCACCCUGACCUCACCACAGACCCCGGUACCGAGUCACCUGUGCAGAGGUUCGCCCCUUCGGCCGGCCGUCCUCGUGCGACACACGGAGAGACGGCAGAGUCCGCGAACAUGAGCUCUGCAUCGCCCGCCUCCUCUGGACCCCCGACAUCGUUUAUCCCAGAGCUACACUUUGAACAUAUGGCUUUCCAUAAAAUCAUUGCAGGCAGCGUCGCCCUGUUCCUGUCAGUGGCAUUGAUCCUCCUGGUUAUUUACGUGUCGUGGAGGCGCUACCCCAACACAAUGAGGCAACUGCAGCAGCAGUCAGUCAAGCAUAAGCGCAGGAAAAAGGCCCGUAAGCAGGAGCAGGACCUGAACUCUCAGCUGCAGGAGUACUAUCUGAGUUACCAUUCCAACUCGGAGACCAUGGACUCGUUGGUGAAUGAGACGAGGCCGUGCACAUGCACCAUAUCCGGAUCCAUCGAAUGUGAGGUCUGA
Pseudoliparis swirei is the source of this 1686-nucleotide messenger RNA. It is a transcript of the gene lrrtm4l2, whose product is annotated as leucine rich repeat transmembrane neuronal 4 like 2. The coding region runs from base 1 to 1686 and encodes 561 amino acids. The record is from RefSeq and is a predicted model, not a curated record. The transcript has 2 exons. Gene Ontology annotation, molecular function: protein binding. NCBI's taxonomy places the organism in Eukaryota, Metazoa, Chordata, Actinopteri, Perciformes, Liparidae.